GGCUUAGUUAUUGCAAGGAGGCAGUGAUUACCGAUUACGCAUACGUGGUCUGGCACUGGGUUUUGUUAUCCGAGGGCAUUCCUUCUCGGUGAUUGUGGGUACUGGCAGAGAACUCGCCGAGGGAGUCUUGUUUCUAGACCUCGACGCUGUCUUGUCAUGCUCGGAUAAGGGUGCCCGCGUGUCUACGGUGGCCUUUGGAUUCGGCCGUUCGAUACCGAAGCGAUGUCGUCCGCAAGCCCCCGGAAGUCGAUCGACAGCAUUGCUUCUGGAGCCUCGACUCCCUCAUUGUCUCAGUAUUCGGUGAACCAAGCGGAAUCACCCCGAGUGGCGCCCCAACGGUAUGGGUUGAGGAGAGGCUCGACUGCGAGUUCGAUCGCGAGCAUUGGGGGAAUCUUGGACCCAUCCCACAACUACUCGUCAAUAGCGGAAUCGGGCCAAAAUGCAAUUUCGACGCUUCUCCAGCCCCCCAUCGUCCGUACGGGGUUGGUCCCCCACACCGCUGUUGCUACGACCGGAUAUAAACCUCCUACAUCUCGAGAUAUUCCCCCAGUAACGUUGACGAAUAUUCCUCACGUGGAAUCGAAGUCCUUUCAACCCUAUCUGUCGCAGGUGGGAUCUCUAUACGACGCCUUUCAGCAAGCCAAGGAAAACACGGCAGACCAGGAACGGCCGCUUUCCAGGGCGUCCUCUAAACCAACUUCACCGAAACUAGACGAAUAUGAUGGGUUCUUGUCUAGGCCGCUCGAGCGGCGGCCCUCUGCAAUCUCGGUUGGCUCUCGUGCAACGUCACCUUUCGACCCAAGAGGAAGAAGGCGCUCCUCGAGUGGCCGAGGCCGCGGCCAAGGGGUUACCCCUCUAUCUACCAUUCCACAGAUCUAUUUCGACGACAAUUUCCAUCUGGAAAACCCGCGAGUCUUUGAUGUGGUUUCUGAGAAGUCGGAGGUGGUGCGACCGCCACUGAAAACGGGCAAGGACGAUAAGGGUACGAACGGAGCAGCUGUUGAGCCCAGCUAUUCUGGCCGUAAGGCACUCGCCACGAAUGCUAUUCUACAGGAGAAGCUCUCGUGGUAUAUGGAUACCGUGGAAAUCCACCUUAUCUCCUCGAUCUCCACGGCAUCAAAGUCUUUCUUCACGGCGCUGGGAUCUUUGCGUGAACUACAUUCGGAGGCUGCUGAUUCGGUGAGACGGAUCCAAGUCUUGCGGAAGGACCUUCAGAAGAUCGAUAAGGAAAUGGCAUUGGGUGGGUUGAAGAUUGUCAACCUUCGACGCCGGCGUGAGAAUGUGCGCAUGCUGGCUGACGCAGUCACGCAGCUACGUGAAGUUAUUGAUUCCGUGCUGAGGUGCGAAGGAUUGGUCGAAAAUGGCGAUAUAGAAGAAGCCGCCGACGGACUUGAAGAGGUUGAGAGGUUGAUGGCAGGGGAAACGGUUUCAAAAGUCUCUGAGGAAGGGGCCGAGUCCGCCGAGCACCCCAGAAAACGUCUUGAUCUCCGACGUCUCAAGGCUCUUGAGGGGGCAUCUGAUGACCUUAAUCAACUGAAUCAUCGGAUUGGAAUGGCAUACGAAAGCAGGUUCCUGAAUGAUCUCCUCGGAGAUCUUAGACGACACGUGGAAAACGUUUCUGGAGAGAUCACUUUGCUGCGUUGGGGCUCGUCGUUCCAGAGACAGCGAGGUGCUCAGCGGACAGCAGCAGCUUCCUCCCCGGCCUAUAUGGUCUUUGACGACGAGCUUCGAAGUAGACUGCGCUCACAACUUACGGGUCUUGCACGUGCUCAUCACACCACGGCAGCGGCAACCUCGUUCAAGACGGCAAUCCUGAAGGAAAUGAAGGGUCUAAUUCGCAAACACCUACCAAGCUCCAAUGAAGAUGAUAAUGAAUCCAUGGCAUCCGUCUCUACACACAACGACCGGCAUCUCAGUCAGCAUGAGAAAUCGUCCAUUCUGGCUCGCAACCUUCGCGCGCUAGAUCCCGAGGAUGCCUAUCUGAUGCUGAAUCGAGUGUACACUGGGGUUAGUGAAUCACUACGAAGACUCAGCGUCCAGGUCAAGAUUUUGUUGGACAUUGCGAGUGGAUUAAGCAGUCCGAUGGGGUCGAGCCUGAAGUCGCCUCCUCGGAGCCCCAAUGUUCCGAAAAUGGACUACAUUGGUGAGAAACUAGUCGCAGAUGGCAGAAUGACCGCGGCCAUCAUGGCGCAAGACGAGAUUCUGCAAGUCCUCGACAUGUCUAGUCUGUUGGGCCAGGCGGUCGAUAUCUCUCAGUCGCAGAUUACAAAGGUUCUGAAAGUGCGCUCUGAACAAACAUCUCAGCUUCCGGUCCGAGAUUUCUUGAAGUAUUUCACGCUGAACCGGCUCUUUGCGGACGAAUGCGAGGCCAUCUCCGGCCGAAGUGGAACCGCGCUGAAGACCGUCGUUGGAAAUCACAUCCGAGACUAUAUCACCAGAUUUGGCGAGAACCAGCGCCACCGCUUGGUGGAAGUAAUGGAUUCCGAUCGAUGGGAUGCCAGGGACUUUGGAGACGAUGAGAAUGCUACUUUGUCCAGGAUUCUUGAGGCGAGCACAAAGGAUAUCGAUAGCUGGGCAGAAGCCUCAAAGAUUUGGCUUCCGGUAGGGGCCAAGGACCAGCCACAGGCAGUUCAGACGAACGGCACAACCGUUAAUGGAUCCGGCAAGGAGAGGACUCGCAGCGCAGUGAUUGACGAACAAAGAUACAUCCUUCCCGAGUCUGCCCUGGCGAUGAUGAAGAGCAUUGAAGAGUUUGAGUUCCUGGUGACGAACAUUCCCAGUAUGAUGCAAGAAAUCGGCUCCAAUCUAUUAGAGUCCUUGAAGUUGUUCAAUUCGCGCUCCUCUCAACUUAUCCUCGGCGCAGGAGCUACCCGGAGUGCAGGUCUGAAUAAAAUUACAACCAAGCAUCUCGCGCUCUCAUCACAAGCGCUCAGCUUUAUCGUCGCAUUGGUGCCCUAUGUUAGAGAAUUCUUCCGUCGUCACUCUCAGUCCAGUCCGCUCAUGGCGGAAUUCGACAAAGUCAAGCGUCUCUGUCAGGAACACCAAUCUGGGAUUUCCGAAAAGCUGGUGGACAUUAUGAGUUCCCGGUGCGCGAUGCAUGUGGAAACCAUGAGGAAGAUUGACUGGGAUGCUGCUCCCAGCUCUUCCGCCGUGAGCCCGUAUAUGGACACACUGACUAGGGAGACGGGCACUUUGCACCGGGUCUUGAGCAAGCACCUUCCCGAAAGCUCCGUGAUGAUGAUCAUGGUGCCCGUGUUUAACAGCUAUCGAGAGCAAUGGUCGCGGGCAUUCCAGGAGGCGAACAUCACCACAGAAGCCGGAAAAAAGAGGAUGCAAAAUGAUCUUGAAUAUUUCAACGCCCGGAUGAGCAAGAUCAACGGCGCUGGCAACCUAGGCGAACAUCUUCUCUCCUUGAUCCAGUCGAAACCCAUCACGUCACCCCCUCCUGCGAAAGACUCCACGGCGUCACUGCCUCUUCCCCAUCCGGAGCCCUCAAAAUCACCAUCCAACUCGAGUACCUCGGAGAAAGGCUCCCCGAAACCGGCAGAUGCAUAGCAUGCUAUCAGCAUCUGGACCAAGACUUCUGAUGGCCGGUAAGAAAUUGGAGGAGUGUACACAUAAUAUAUUCAUUUGUCAAUUACUUUUUUUCUUUUCUUUUCUUUCUUUUUCUUCUCUAUUUUGUCUGAAUGAUAGACAAAUGGUUUACAAAGCGAUAAUUUAGAUUUCAGCCAAUACCAUUACUCUCUCGGCAUAUAGAUAGAUGUCUUUACCGCCGUCAGUGUACAAUUCAUUUAUUCAUCAAAGCUGAUAGUCCAUUCUUAGAAAAGAAACCCCAAUUACUCAACAUAUAAGUCAGGCCUUGUGCGCACCCAGCC
Molecule: messenger RNA, 3875 nt
Organism: Penicilliopsis zonata CBS 506.65
Lineage: Eukaryota; Fungi; Ascomycota; Eurotiomycetes; Eurotiales; Aspergillaceae
Exons: 3
Coding region: 223-3555 (1110 amino acids)
Biological process (GO): Golgi to vacuole transport; retrograde transport, endosome to Golgi
Cellular component (GO): GARP complex
Molecular function (GO): syntaxin binding
Source: RefSeq, a predicted model, not a curated record